Phytophthora sojae is the source of this 180-nucleotide messenger RNA. RefSeq lists its product as hypothetical. The record is from RefSeq and is a predicted model, not a curated record. The transcript has a single exon. The annotation marks the transcript as partial. NCBI's taxonomy places the organism in Eukaryota, Oomycota, Peronosporomycetes, Peronosporales, Peronosporaceae.
CUUUCGCCUCAGAUGAGCACCCAGCUGAAGGAGCUCAACUUCGCCUUCAACGCCCCUCAAUUCCAGCGGGACGAAAUCAUUAUGCCGGCUCUGCGUCACUUUCACCAAGUACAUGGCCACACUGACGUCCCCACCGUCUUCUUCGUCCCGGAUGGCGACGACGCGUGGCCACGGAUGGCU